Aspergillus terreus NIH2624 is the source of this 975-nucleotide messenger RNA. It is a transcript of the gene glcA, whose product is annotated as type 1 serine/threonine-protein phosphatase catalytic subunit GLC7. The transcript has 4 exons. The record is from RefSeq and is a predicted model, not a curated record. Gene Ontology annotation, cellular component: nucleus; cytoplasm. Gene Ontology annotation, molecular function: protein serine/threonine phosphatase activity. Lineage: Eukaryota; Fungi; Ascomycota; Eurotiomycetes; Eurotiales; Aspergillaceae. Bases 1 to 975 code for a protein of 324 amino acids.
AUGGCGGACCAAGAAGUGGAUCUGGACUCGAUCAUUGAUAGACUGUUGGAGGUGAGAGGCAGCCGCCCGGGAAAGCAGGUUCAGCUCCUGGAGUCGGAAAUCCGCUAUCUCUGCACCAAAGCCCGUGAAAUUUUCAUCUCUCAGCCCAUUCUACUGGAGCUGGAGGCCCCCAUCAAGAUCUGUGGUGACAUUCACGGCCAAUACUACGACCUCCUCCGUCUGUUCGAAUAUGGCGGCUUCCCCCCAGAGGCCAACUAUCUGUUCCUGGGCGACUACGUCGACCGUGGCAAGCAGUCUCUAGAGACUAUCUGUUUGCUUUUGGCCUAUAAGAUCAAAUACCCUGAGAACUUCUUCGUCCUUCGCGGAAACCACGAGUGCGCGUCAAUCAACCGGAUCUACGGAUUCUACGAUGAGUGCAAGCGGCGGUAUAACAUCAAGCUGUGGAAGACCUUCACGGACUGCUUCAACUGCCUGCCGAUUGCCGCGAUCAUUGACGAGAAGAUUUUCACCAUGCACGGUGGUCUGAGCCCCGAUCUCAACUCGAUGGAGCAGAUUCGCCGGGUGAUGCGUCCUACGGAUAUUCCUGACUGCGGUCUUCUGUGCGAUCUGCUGUGGUCCGAUCCGGACAAAGAUAUCACCGGCUGGAGCGAGAACGACCGAGGUGUGUCGUUCACGUUCGGUCCGGACGUCGUAUCACGCUUCCUGCAGAAGCAUGAUAUGGAUCUGAUAUGCCGUGCGCACCAAGUCGUCGAGGACGGAUAUGAGUUCUUUUCCAAACGACAGCUGGUCACGCUAUUCAGCGCGCCCAACUACUGUGGCGAGUUCGACAACGCCGGCGCGAUGAUGAGUGUUGAUGAGAGCUUGCUUUGUUCCUUCCAGAUCUUGAAACCAGCAGAAAAGAAACAAAAGUACGUCUACGGGGGCACGAGCUCAGGCCGACCCAUUACUCCUCCGCGAAAGCAAAAGAAAAAGUAA